AUGUCAUUCCCUACUCCUAAGCGAAAGCGCCAUAUGCCACAACCAAAUUUGAAUCAAGAUAUUAUCACAGAAAUCCUUAAAAGGCUGUCUGUGAAGUCUCUGCUGCAAUUUAGGUGUGUUUCAAAAGCUUGGCGUGAUUUAAUCUCAUCUCCAGAAUUUGUCAAAUUGCACCUACAUUUUCAAUCGAAAAAAGAUAAUAAGGUCAUGACUUAUAGCAGUGCAAAUUGGAUUUCUAGCUAUAUGUCAUUGUUUUCUAUUACAGAGAAUAAGCAAUCAUCAUUUCGCAAGUUUAUUACAUAUGACGGCUUGGUCUUAAUCCCUGAAGGUGGUUUCGAAUUGUUGGGUUCUUGCAAUGGGCUCCUUUGCUUUCGUGCUAAACCGUAUAGAAUAAUCAUUUGGAACCCAUCAUCAAAUGGAAACAUCAAGACAAUCCCAGAUGUCUGGCAGUUGGGCAACAUCAGCAUUUUUGGAUUUGGGUACGAUGAGUGUAAUGAUGACUAUAAGGUUGUUUAUGCUUAUUAUGAUGGCAAUGGUGAUGAGACUGUAGUCUUGGUUUACAGUUUUAAGCAUGGGUCAUGGAAAAGAAGUGAAAGAGGAUUUAUUAGUGGGUUUGUUCAUCCAAGAAUUGCUGUGUUUGUGAGUGGUAAUCUCAACUGGUGCAACAACAACUUACAUGAAAGUGAAUGGAAUUGGGAUAUAAUUUAUUUUAACUUAACCACUGAAACUGCCAAACCUAUGGCGUUACCAAGCCAUGAACAUGCAGCCGCUAUUUGUAUAAGUGAAUCAAGAGGAUUGCUUUUUGCAGGUUUUCAUCACAAACAUCAAAUGGAAGUUUGGGUGAUGAAUGAGUAUGGAGUUGAAGAAUCUUGGACUAAACUAGUCCGCAUUUCAAACUUACCAGUUCAUCAUCCAGUUUCCCGUGGUUUCGAGAACACUACAUACAUGGCUAUAUGUAAUUCAAAACUUGCAAUUGCACAUGUUUCUAAAAAUGGGGAUAUUCUAAUGAUGGUUGGACAUCAGCUAAAGCUCCAUAGGCCUAAUGCUAAAGGGGGAAAGAAUUUUAAUAUCCCCUUUGGUCUUGGUUAUAUGGUAACUAGUUACGUGGAGACCCUUGUUUCCCCGGCCAUGAUUGGUCUGUAA
Messenger RNA from Ipomoea nil (Japanese morning glory), 1140 nucleotides. RefSeq names its product F-box/kelch-repeat protein At3g23880-like. The record is from RefSeq and is a predicted model, not a curated record. Lineage: Eukaryota; Viridiplantae; Streptophyta; Magnoliopsida; Solanales; Convolvulaceae. Bases 1 to 1140 code for a protein of 379 amino acids. Gene Ontology annotation, molecular function: protein binding. The transcript has a single exon.